AUGUCUUCCAUGAGUUGUCUAGUCGUGGUUUUAUACAGCAAUCCCACAGAGCUAGAAAAUGCGUUGCGCUCACGACAAGUCAUAUAUUGCGGUGUUGACCCCACGGCUUCUUCCUUACACAUAGGGAAUCUCGUUCCUUUGAUGUGUCUACUGCAUUUUCAACUUCACGGGCACACCAUCAUUCCACUCAUAGGUGGCGCUACCGGUCUCAUAGGAGAUCCUUCGGGAAGGAAGACCGAACGAGGACCUGCGAAUGCUGCGCAGAUCGAAAGAAAUGUUGGUUUGUUAAGUGAAAGCAUCAAGAGCUUCUUUCGCAGUGGGCUCUUGUAUGCAAAGAGUCGUCUUCCCUCUGCCUCGGAUAUCACAUCCGACCCAGAAGUCAAAAGUAAUCUGGAAUGGCACCAAAAUUUCACGAUGCUUGAGUUCCUGCGUGUUGUUGGCGUUCAUGCUAGAGUAAACACCAUGCUAAACAAAGAGAGCGUUAGAACACGUCUCGAUUCAAGUGCCGGCAUAUCCUUCACAGAGUUCACCUAUCAGCUACUCCAGGCAUAUGAUUUCUAUCACCUUCAUAGUGCCUUUGGCUGUACCGUACAGAUUGGAGGCUCAGAUCAAUGGGGAAACAUCGUGGCCGGGCUCGAGCUCAUUAAUCGUUUGAAUCCAUCAAAAUCCUCAGAAGAUCAAAAAGCAUUUGGUAUAACUACACCUUUGCUCACGACCGCUUCUGGCGAGAAGUUUGGCAAGAGCGCAGGGAAUGCGAUUUGGCUGGAUCCCAAAUUAACUAGUGUCUUCGAUCUUUACCAGUAUUUCCUCAAAGUUGAAGAUGCGGAUGUGGAAAAGUAUCUAAAAAUCUUCACAUUCUUGCCUUUGUCAGAGAUACAAAUGGUGAUGGAAGUACACAAAUCAGAACCUGAUAAAAGAACUGCACAAAGGCGAUUGGCAGCUGAAGUGACUGAGUUAAUCCAUGGGGCUCCAGGUGUACUAUCCGCCGAAACAAUGUCCAAAACUGUGUUUAGACAUCCCAACUCAAAAACUCGCACUUUAGACGCCCAAACUCUCAUUGACGCCUUUAGAGGUGAUCCUCGAAUGACAUUGUGUGAAGACACGGAGUUAACCUCUGUGCCUGUGGUGAAACUGGCCUCGAAGUACGGCCUCGUAUCAUCCACCUCUGCUGCCCGACAACUGGCGCAAUCAAAAGGACUUUAUUUCAACGAUCAGGUUGUUCCAGACAUACGGUUUACUCUACAUAAAUCCCAUUUACUGGAUGGUCGUGCGGUGAUGAUCAGAGCUGGUAAGGACAAAGUUAUACUACUUGCCACUGCUGGUAAUUAG
This is a messenger RNA of Lentinula edodes (shiitake mushroom), 1329 nucleotides long. RefSeq lists its product as uncharacterized. The coding region runs from base 1 to 1329 and encodes 442 amino acids. The record is from RefSeq and is a predicted model, not a curated record. The transcript has 8 exons. Gene Ontology annotation, biological process: tyrosyl-tRNA aminoacylation. Gene Ontology annotation, cellular component: cytosol; mitochondrion. Lineage: Eukaryota; Fungi; Basidiomycota; Agaricomycetes; Agaricales; Omphalotaceae. Gene Ontology annotation, molecular function: RNA binding; ATP binding; tyrosine-tRNA ligase activity.